Molecule: messenger RNA, 557 nt
Organism: Myzus persicae (green peach aphid)
Lineage: Eukaryota; Metazoa; Arthropoda; Insecta; Hemiptera; Aphididae
Gene: Cox17
Product: cytochrome c oxidase copper chaperone
Exons: 2
Coding region: 162-368 (68 amino acids)
Biological process (GO): mitochondrial respiratory chain complex IV assembly
Cellular component (GO): mitochondrial intermembrane space
Molecular function (GO): copper chaperone activity; copper ion binding
Source: RefSeq, a predicted model, not a curated record
UUGUCAGUAACUUCAAACUUGACUCAUAAUAAACUGAUAAACUAUUGAACUAUCUUAUGUUCUCUGUGCAGUUAGCAUAACGACAACGAUAUAGUUUGCAUCAGUUAACGCAAUAUUUUAUUGAAUUUCGAAUCCGUCCCAGUAUUUUUCGACGAUAAAUAAUGAUGCCCUUGAUCAGCGAUAAAUCCAUAGCAUCGUCCUUGGAGAAUAAGCCCACCGAAGAACCAAAAAAAUUAAAAGCUUGUUGUGCUUGUCCGGACACCAAAAGAGUCAGAGAUGCUUGUAUUAUGGAAAAUGGAGAAGAAAAAUGUGGGCAUCUAAUUGAAGCACAUAAGGAAUGCAUGAGAAAAAUGGGUUUUAAUAUUUAAAUAGUAAGCAUUCCUAAAGUCUGAUGUAAAUGUUUUUUUUUUGUACAAAUUUACAUUGUAGAUACAUUAAUUUUGUCUAGUCUAUUAAAUGUAUUAAUUUAAAAACCAAACACUAUUUAUUUUACAAGUGCUUGUUCAGAUAAUAAAUAAAUACAAUUAUGAAAACAAAUCAUAUUCUAUAAACUACAA